CCUUACUACACUUCAUCAGCAUUUCAUUGCAGUACCACUACACAGCAAUGACUCUAAUGAAUCUUCCCCCCUCAAUGCUCUAUAUCUCUGUGUGUUUUAGUUUCCUCUAUUUCUGUUUAAAUCCCAACAAAAUUUUAUCAAAUGCUGAAAUCAUAAGAGAUGGCAAUAAUAAUGUUAAAGGAAUGUUUGUAUUUGGAAGCUCUUAUGUUGACAAUGGUAACAAUAACUUUCUUCCAACCUUAGCUAAAGCUGAUUACUUGCCUUAUGGCAUGGAUUUUGAAUCUGGCCCUUCCGGGAGGUUUACUAAUGGGGAAAAUGUUAUUGAUCUUCUCGGAGAAUAUUUUGGCCUUCCAGCAUUCAUUCCUCCUUUCCUUGAUCCAUCUACGAAUGUAAAUCAUUCAGACGUUGGUGUAAACUAUGCAUCUGGUGGCUCUGGCAUCCUCAAUAGUACUGGCACCAUAGCGGGAGUAGUGCUGAGCUUAAAUGAGCAAAUCAGAUUAUUUGAGGAAGUGACAUUGCCGAAUUUGAAGAACAGCAGCAGAGAGUCAUUAUCCAAGUACUUGUGUGUGAUUGGCAGCGGAGGAAAUGACUACACUCUGAAUUAUUUUCUGAACAUAUCACAAUCUAAUACAAGUGUUGAAGAAUUCACUGCCAUUCUCAUUAGUACCCUUUCUUCUCAGAUCAAGAAGCUGUACAGUUUGGGGCUAUCAAAAUUUGUACUAAUGUCAUUGUAUCCUCUGGGCUGCAGCCCCGUAAGCAUUGCUGCACAACAACCACCAUCAAAUGCCUGUGUUCAAUACCUUAACGACGCUGCUCAGUUAUUCAACUCGAACCUAAGAACAUUAAUAAACGACAUCAGGCCGCAAAUGCCAGGUUCAAACCUCAUUAUAGUCAAUGCAUACAACAUAAUUCAGGACAUCCUCGGAUUCCCUGCUUUAAAAGGUUUCACCAACACGACGAAACCUUGUUGCGAAGUGCCAUCGAGGGCACAAGGGGGCAACGGAAUUUCAUGCAAGAGAGGAGGAUCAACAUGCCAAGACAGGGACAAGUUUGUGUAUUUUGAUGCUCUGCAUCCAACAGAAGCUGUGAAUGUUAUAUUAGCCAAAAAAGCUUAUGCUUCCAUAUUAACAAGAGAAGUUUAUCCCUUCAAUGUGUGGAUUCUAGCACAAAUCUAGCAUUCAGUUAUCUGAUUUGUCCUGGAACUUGAUGGUGCUGCUUCAUGUAAUACUGUUGUAUCAAUAAUGUCACAAUGAUCUCCAAUGUGACAACUUCGUUUUAAAACAGAGUUAAAAUAAUGAUUU
Molecule: messenger RNA, 1301 nt
Organism: Daucus carota subsp. sativus
Lineage: Eukaryota; Viridiplantae; Streptophyta; Magnoliopsida; Apiales; Apiaceae
Product: GDSL esterase/lipase At1g29670
Exons: 4
Coding region: 48-1175 (375 amino acids)
Molecular function (GO): hydrolase activity, acting on ester bonds
Source: RefSeq, a predicted model, not a curated record